Trifolium pratense (red clover) is the source of this 2181-nucleotide messenger RNA. Its product is annotated as probable pectinesterase/pectinesterase inhibitor 41. The coding region runs from base 251 to 1954 and encodes 567 amino acids. Gene Ontology annotation, biological process: cell wall modification. The transcript is spliced from 2 exons. Gene Ontology annotation, molecular function: pectinesterase activity; pectinesterase inhibitor activity. The record is from RefSeq and is a predicted model, not a curated record. Lineage: Eukaryota; Viridiplantae; Streptophyta; Magnoliopsida; Fabales; Fabaceae.
AGUGUGAAACAAACUGAUAAUUCCAAUUUCCCAAGAAGUGUCAUAUAUUCCAUACUAAUACGUUUGUACAUUGACAAAUCAACACUAGUCAACGUUUAGCAGCAGUAAAAAUGUAUACGUAAAAUUUCAUGUUUUGAUCUUAUGUUAAAAAAUUGCCACCCUCUCCACUAUAAAUUGAAUGUGACACCAUGUUUCCAAAUCACUAGCACCAACAUUCUUGUUCCAUAUUAUAUAUCCAAAAAAACACAAUAUGGCUUCUUCUUCUUCCAAGUUAUGUAAUCCCCUCUCAAUAUUUCUUAUUCUUUCAUUUGCUUCUAUAGCAUUUUCCGACACCGUGACUAGUCCAAAUCCAAUUACGCCUACUUCUCCGGGCACGGCGUGCAAAUCCACCCCUGACCCAACCUAUUGCAAAUCCAUUCUUCCUCCUCAAAAUGGCAAUGUUUAUGAUUAUGGUCGAUUCUCGGUCAAAAAAUCUCUAUCACAAUCCCGAAAAUUCUCGAACCUAAUCAACCAAUAUCUCCAACGUCGCUCAAAACUUUCCACCACCGCUAUACGAGCGCUACAAGAUUGUCAAUCACUUAGCGACCUCAACUUUGAUUUCCUUUCGAGUUCUUUUCUAACCGUUAACAAAACAACUAAGUUUCUUCCAAGUUUACAAGCCGAAAACAUCCAAACAUUACUUAGCGCGAUUCUGACAAACCAACAAACAUGUUUAGAUGGUCUUAAAGACACUUCCUCCGCUUGGAGUUUUAGAAAUGGACUCACAGUUCCACUUUCUAAUGACACCAAACUCUAUAGUGUUUCUCUUGCUUUCUUUACUAAAGGUUGGGUUCCUAAAACCAAACCAAAAACCUCCUUUCAUAAUAAUGUGCAUCCCUCAUUUAAAAACGGCCGUUUGCCACUUAAGAUGUCGAGCAAGACACGUGCGAUUUACGAAUCAGUUAGUCGUAGAAAGCUUCUUCAAAGUAAUCAAGUUGGUGAGGAUGUUGUGGUGAGAGAUAUUGUGACAGUUAGUCAAGAUGGAAGUGGAAACUUUACGACGAUUAAUGAUGCUAUUGCUGCAGCUCCAAAUAAAUCUGUUUCUACUGAUGGUUAUUUCUUGAUCUAUGUUACUGCUGGUGUUUAUGAAGAGUAUGUUAAUAUUGAUAAGAAAAAGACUUAUUUGAUGAUGAUUGGAGAUGGUAUCAACAAGACUAUCAUCACCGGAAAUCAUAGUGUUGUCGAUGGAUGGACCACAUUCGGCUCCCCAACUUUCGCUGUGGUUGGACAAGGAUUCGUGGGUGUGAAUAUGACCAUCCGUAACACCGCGGGUGCUAUAAAGCACCAAGCAGUGGCACUUCGUAACGGGGCAGAUUUAUCGACCUUUUACAGUUGCAGUUUCGAAGGGUACCAAGACACAUUAUACACACAUUCGCUAAGACAAUUCUAUAGAGAAUGUGACAUAUACGGUACAGUUGAUUUCAUAUUCGGAAAUGCUAAGGUUGUUUUCCAAAAUUGUAACCUUUAUCCUCGUCUUCCAAUGAGUGGACAAUUCAAUGCAAUCACAGCACAAGGUAGAACAGAUCCAAAUCAAGACACAGGUACUUCCAUUCACAAUUGUACAAUUAAAGGUGCAGAUGAUUUAGUUUCUAGUAAUGGUAAAGUUGCAACAUAUUUGGGUAGACCAUGGAAAGAGUAUUCAAGAACAGUUUAUAUGCAAACAUUUAUGGAUAAUGUGAUUAAUGUUGCUGGUUGGCGUGCUUGGGAUGGAGAAUUUGCAUUAAGUACAUUAUAUUAUGCUGAGUUUAAUAAUACUGGACCAGGGUCUAAUACUGAUGGAAGAGUGACAUGGCAAGGUUAUCAUGUGAUUAAUGCUAGUGAUGCUGCUAAUUUUACUGUGGCAAAUUUCUUGCUUGGUGAUGAUUGGUUACCUCAGACAGGGGUGUCUUACACUAAUAACUUGAUUAAUAUUUAAUGUGAUCUUGAUUAAUUAGACACAUACUAGUACUAUAUAUAAUAUACUACUACAUUGACACAUUCACUUUGUUCUUUAUCUUUUGUAAAAUAAGUUGGUUAUUGCUUGUGUACUAUUCUAAAUGAUUUAUUAUCAAUAAUUAUUGUACAUGAUGAUGCCAGCAAAUGUUGAAAGCAAAUUGUUUCAUUUCAUUUAAUUGAUUAAUGUGAUUUUGUUAUAAAGCAAAU